Messenger RNA from Paramormyrops kingsleyae, 2114 nucleotides. It is a transcript of the gene mettl15, whose product is annotated as methyltransferase 15, mitochondrial 12S rRNA N4-cytidine. Lineage: Eukaryota; Metazoa; Chordata; Actinopteri; Osteoglossiformes; Mormyridae. Gene Ontology annotation, biological process: rRNA base methylation. The record is from RefSeq and is a predicted model, not a curated record. Gene Ontology annotation, molecular function: rRNA (cytosine-N4-)-methyltransferase activity.
AAUACAUUAAUUACCCUAAUUUUUGUCAUAUGGUCUUGUCGUUACUGGGGAAUAUUGACCUUAAGAGUGUUUCAUGGCAAGAUUGUCAAAACAUCUUGAUCAAGUUGCUUGAAAUUAUUAAUUAUUUUUCUUUCUUUUGGCAGUGUAUCAGUUUAGGCCAAAGAGUAAUUUGUUCUAAAUUUCUACCCACAGAUGUAGUCAAGAAUCCGGAUACUUACUGUCAUCAGCACCAGGAAAUACAAUUGCUUCCCUCUCUGUCAAAAUAAUUGCAACAAGUUGUGAGUGUUUGUAUAGUGUUUUGGAAUCACACUUUCAUGAUCUGUGGUAUUUAUUUCUUGGUACAUGCAGGGUGUCAUGUGUGGGAGUAUGGCGGCAAGGGAAUUGACACCGGGGUGUAACUCAGACCACAGGUUGUGGAAAUGAGUAGAGAUUUUUCAAGGGGAGCAUCGAUGACUCACGCAUUGACUUUUAGGUCUUUCUGGACAUGACGUUCGGUGCUGGAGGCCACACCCUGGCCAUUUUGGAUGCCGUACCUGAUGUGACUGUUUACGCCCUGGAUCGCGAUCCCCUGGCCUUUGAAAUGGCCCGACGGCUGUCAGCAGAACAUCAGGGCCGGGUGUUCCCAGUCCUGGGGUGCUUCAGUGAAGUGAGCAACCUGCUUCGGCAGCAUGGGGUGCAGCCCGGAGGACUGGAUGCUGUGCUCCUGGAUGCUGGCUGCUCCUCUAUGCAGCUCGACAGCCCGGAGAGGGGCUUUUCCCUCAGCAAGGAUGGGCCGCUGGAUAUGCGGAUGGAUGGAGGCAGGUGCCCCGCCGUGGCCAGUGCGGCUGACGUGGUGAAUGCCUUAGACCGUCAGGCUCUCGUCUCCAUCCUGAGCACCUACGGAGAGGAGAGGUACGCCAAGAAAAUAGCAUCGGCGAUCGUGGCAGCUCGUGACAUCUACCCCAUCACCAGAACGCAGCAGCUGGGCGCUGUCAUUGCAGGGGACAAGAUUAUGGCUUUCCACUGUGCAGGAGCGUUUUCACCCUCCACCCUGUAUGCCCGGAAAGACCUCCUGCAGCGGCCCGCUCAUGUGGCCACCAAGAGCUUCCAGGCACUGCGCAUCUUUGUCAAUGACGAGCUACACGAGCUGCAUGCGGCGCUGCAGGCGGCGGAGGUGUUCCUGCGGCCCGGCGGCCGGCUCUGCGUGCUCACGUUCCACUCACUGGAGGACCGUGUGGCGAAGCGCUUCCUUCACGGCCUCGACGUGGCCGCCCCGCCCCGCCGUAACCCCCGCCGACCAGCCCGGGAGGAAGAGGGCGAGGAUGAGAGGCCGAGCACUGGGGAUGCUCGCUGGGCUAAUGUGCAAAAGAAGGUGAUCAUGCCCCAGCAGGAUGAGGUACGCGAGAACCCCAGGGGACGUUCAGCAAAACUCAGGGCAGCUGUGAAGCUCUAGGUCUGAGAACGUCCUGUUUCUGUGGAUUUCUCAGUGGGAAUCCCAUUCAGUGUUUUUAACGCACCUGGCUGGGAACUUGGUUUGUGCCUGUCAGCAUUUGGAAGCCUAUUUAUGUUUGCUGAAAGGCAGCUGCUGGCUCUCUGCUGAUGGCCUUAUCGUGCGGCUGCCCUCACCAUUAGUCUAUUUCAGUGUUUUCCAACCUGGUCCUCGGGGACCCACAGACGGUCCAGGUUUUUCCUCCCUCUGAGCUCCCUGCCAGACGCAAAACGUGGACUGUCUGUUGGUCCCAGAGGACUGGAUUGGGAAACACCAGUCUAUUUAAUCCAGUGCCAUUGUGUUCUUGUUGUAAAAACCCUCUCUUGAUAAGAAAGGAUAAAGUGUUUCCAUUUUCUUUUUCAAAAAGCAAAGGAGACAGGGUUUCCCAGUAACUUACGGUCAGGCGAGGGUGAGGGGUGCCAUGUCUUCUGAACGGAGACUGUCAGAUAUUCACCACAUAAUUUGGUUUGUAAAAGCUGCUGAUAGUCGUGAUAAAAGCAUUUAUACUGUACACUCAGACAAGGAUGUAUGCAUAUGUACUAAUAAAUACCUUUAAGUGUAUUUCACAUAUCAACAGAAACAUUUUCAGUAUAACAGAUUUUUUAUAUUUGUCAUUCGUAAGAAAUAAAUUGGUAUUUUGAAAUGG